AUGAUAAUGGUGCAGGACUGGUCAGUGGGCACUACAAGGGCCCCCAGGGAUGGGGAAGUACCAGGGGUGGACUAUAACUUCAUUUCUGUUGAACAGUUCAAAGCACUGGAAGAGAGUGGAGCAUUAUUAGAAAGUGGAACGUAUGACGGAAACUUCUAUGGAACUCCCAAACCUCCAGCAGAACGCAGCCCUUUCCAGCCAGAUCCAGUUGAUCAGGUCCUCUUCGAUAAUGAGUUUGACACCGAAUCCCAAAGAAAACGAACUACAUCUGUCAGCAAGAUGGAAAGAAUGGACAGCUCUCUUCCUGAAGAGGAAGACGAUGAGGGCAAGGAAGCUGUUAAUGGCAGUGGAACUGCAGGUUUGUAAACAGAUGAAAAAUUCUAACUGAUCUUCCGGGUUGACUUGAACAUGACACUGAACUGGAAGUAGUAAAACCUUUCCCAGAGCAUGUGUAGAGCAAGUGAUGCAAUUCUAAUUAUUUUUAAGAGAUUG
This is a messenger RNA of Mirounga angustirostris (Northern elephant seal), 492 nucleotides long. RefSeq names its product membrane-associated guanylate kinase, WW and PDZ domain-containing protein 3-like. Bases 1 to 366 code for a protein of 121 amino acids. Gene Ontology annotation, cellular component: cell-cell junction; cytoplasm. The transcript has 3 exons. Gene Ontology annotation, biological process: signal transduction. The record is from RefSeq and is a predicted model, not a curated record. NCBI's taxonomy places the organism in Eukaryota, Metazoa, Chordata, Mammalia, Carnivora, Phocidae.